This is a messenger RNA of Leptopilina heterotoma, 1630 nucleotides long. RefSeq lists its product as uncharacterized. NCBI's taxonomy places the organism in Eukaryota, Metazoa, Arthropoda, Insecta, Hymenoptera, Figitidae. The coding region runs from base 369 to 1565 and encodes 398 amino acids. The transcript has 2 exons. Gene Ontology annotation, cellular component: extracellular region. Gene Ontology annotation, molecular function: chitin binding. The record is from RefSeq and is a predicted model, not a curated record.
CGUUUAUUGCAAUAUUCAAAGAAGUUUGGAAUUUAAAAUGAAAUAUAUUAUUUAUUCCUUUCACAUAUGCGGAAUUCUUGACGUUCAAGUGUCAUUGAACUGUCAGUUACUAUUUUAUUAUGUUGACAAUAGCACGUGCAUGCGUGAAUUUUAUUUUGAAUGGGGUGAAUUUUUAAAGGGAAUCGAAAUUUAAAAGUAUUUAUACAAAACAGGGAAGGAGGUGAAUCGUCCUCUACAUCCUAAACUUAUCCUUUUCACUUUCACUUUACUCAUCUCAUCGACUAAAGGUUCUCUGAAUCUCCUGCCCACUCUUCAGUUUUGAACUGCUCUUAUAUCGUGAACUUGAUUUUUCCUCGACACUCAUUAUCAUGCACCGAUUUUUCAUUUUCUGCCUCAUGUGCCCUGUGAUUUUAACUCAUGGAUUUGCGCGGGAAACUUUUAACACAAUGCCACCGCCGGUAGUGACAAAUUUCACGUGUCGUGGUCGAGAAAUGGGCUUCUACGCAGACUUGGAAAUGAAUUGUCGAGUUUAUCAUAAUUGUGACGAUCAUGGAAAUAAAUUCACCUACUAUUGUCCAAUAGACACGGCAUUUCGUCAGGAGGCAAUGGUUUGCGAUCACGCUCAUUUAGUUAAAUGUCAAAGUGUCGAAGAUAAUCCGCCCGACAAGAGUGACGAACAUUCUCGACAAUCGAAUGCGGACAGAAAAUUUGCCGGUUUCUCUCGUUCUUUUCGCAUUGGACAAGAUAAUAAUAAUACGCCUGUGAAUUCAGUGAAAAACAAAAAUCCCACAUUUGUCCUAAGUUCUAGUGUCUUUCUACGAAAUCGAAGUGAUACAUUGAAAAAAUUAUCGACUACCUAUCAGAAUAAUGAUUUUAGUUUCACGACAAAAUCGCCAAAUUUCAUCAAAAAGGAUUUCACUACGAUGACGACAACGUCGACGACGACGACAAUUCGUCCGUUUAAUCGUAAUUCGAAUUUUGAUUUUCUUCAAGCACCGCCGAAAAGUACUGUGAAACCAAUGGAAAAUCGGAAUUUUUUCAUCAAUCGUCAGGAUGUGUUUCCCAAGUCAAAAAGUCGACCUCUAAUGUUCCUCGAACCGCCUCCGUUUGACGGGGGAAAACCCGUGGAAUUAACGACAAAAAAGCCGACGAUUAAUUUUGCGAAUAAUAAUUAUCCCUAUAUGGAGACAUUACGAUCAAUUCAACGUGAAUCGAGAAAGGAGAAUUCAUUUUCAGCGACAACGACUAGACGAUCAAUUACCACGAAAUCGAUACCGAAAACUGUGACGGAAAUUCCGUUUACUAUAUUCACGGCAUCGUUGAAACCAUUGGUACCCAAUGAAGUGGAGUAUGAUCCUUACUAUCCGAAAUUUCCUACGUCCACGGAAAUUCAUUAUACACUGAAAGAGCCGAGUCGUAAUUUCAAACCAUUAAAAUUGGCAACGAGGAAACCGCCAACGGAUUUACAUUUGAGAAUACCUUCUGUGCUGCCCGAUUUGAAUAGUUUGGAAGACUUGGUGGAUCGAAGGAAGAUUUUCUAUAUUCCAAAAUCGAGAUCGAAUUGAAAGUUUUUAUUCUGUUUAUAUAUUUGUUAAAUAUUUAGUAAAAUAUAGUCUCACUGAAAACGGAA